Messenger RNA from Aureococcus anophagefferens, 4689 nucleotides. RefSeq lists its product as hypothetical. The transcript has a single exon. Gene Ontology annotation, molecular function: protein binding; calcium ion binding. Lineage: Eukaryota; Pelagophyceae; Pelagomonadales; Pelagomonadaceae. The record is from RefSeq and is a predicted model, not a curated record. Bases 1 to 4689 code for a protein of 1562 amino acids.
AUGGCGCUGAGCCACGAGAGCCGCCGGCGCGUGCUCCUCUUCCCGGCCGGCGGCCUCCUGGGCAUGGACGAGCCGCGCGCGCGGGAGCGGCUCGACGAGCGCGCGCGGCUCUCGGCGUCCGAGCGGCGCAAGCCGCCGCGCGAGGACGAGGCGGCGGCGCUGUCGCUGCUCAUGCAGGACGAGGGCACGCUCAUCACGGAGCAGGGCUCCCUCGAGACGCCGGGGGGCGCGUCCGGGCUCCGGUCGGCGUCGCGGCCCGUCCAGGGCUCGCUGCUCCGCGCGCUGCGCCGCUACGAGAACGUCGACCGCGCCGCGGAUCCGUCGCGGGCGGCCCUGCGGCGCGACGCGCAGGUCGCGUGGAUGGCCGCGGACGCGCGCGCGGCCGAGGCCGCGUGCGCGGACGCGCGCGUCGCCAACGACGCGCGGCGGAAGCGCCUCGCGUGGGAGCAGUGGGAGCGCGAGCGGCCGAAGCUCGUCUGCGAGCCGCUGCCCCUGGGGCUGCGGCUCCGGGGCGCCUACGAGGAGGCGGGCGACGCGGCGGACGCCGCGCCCGCGCCCGCGCCCGUCGCCGAGGCCGCGGGCGCGCCGCCGUCGGCGCUCGAGGCGGAGGCGCGGCGCCGCGAGGAGGCGCGCGAGUUCUUCGCGGGCACGGUGGGGCGCCUGCGCUUCUUCAUGGCCUACAAGGACGCCAAGGAGGUCGCGGACAAGGUCGACGACGAGUCCUUCGUCCGCGACGCGGGCGGCGGCGACCCCGUCUGGAUCGCGCGCGACUUCUGCCGGGAGGUGCUGCGGCGCGGCGCGACGCCGACGCCCGCGCUGCUCAAGCAGACGGCCGACGGGACGCUGGACCUGCGGAACUGCGGCCUCAGCGACGGCGUCGCGCACGCGACGGCGCUCGUGCUCCCGCGCCUCGGCCACGUCCGGGCCCUCGACGUGUCCGACAACAUGCUCGGCGACCACGCCAUCGCCGCCGUCGUCCACGGCGUCGCCGCGAGCCCCCAGAUCCGGUCCCUGGACCUGUCGCGGAACAAGGUCGGCGACUACGCGGCGUCGAGCGUCAAGGAGCUCCUCGGCUCGGACCACGGGCUCAAGGUCCUCAAGCUCAGCGACGCCGACGUCGACGACGGCGAGUGCGCCGAGCUGACCAAGGCGCUCGCGGGCAACGCGUCGCUCGUCGAGCUCGACCUGAGCCGGAACUCGCUCGGCGCGACGGAGUCGAAGAAUUUGGUGGACCCGGACACGGUCACGGGCCCGGAGGCCAUCGCCGAGGCGCUCACGGGCGCGAAGCUCGCGCUCGGCGUGCUCGACCUCUCCUGGAACAUGAUCCGCGACGACUCGGCGACGGCGCUCGCGGAGGCCGUCGCGGGCCUCGGGUCGCUCCGCGAGCUGCGGCUCGCCUACAACUGCUUCGGCGACUACCCGACGCAGGUCCUCGGCAAGUCGCUCAUGAAGAACGCGACGCUGCGGGCGCUGGACCUGAGCUACAACUCCGUCGCGCCGUCGGCCGCGCUCGUCAUGGCCGCGACGGUCAAGGUCAACGCCGCGCUCGAGUACCUCAACCUCGACGGGAACCCCAUCGGCAAGAACGGCGCCCGGAGCCUCAUGUCGGCGCUCCAGAUGCGAGGCGGGAGCGGCGCGGAGCCGAGGGAGCUCGUCCUGUCCAUGCGGCAGUGCGACACGACCGUGGAGAACAAGAAGCUCUUCGACAGCAACGAGCCCGGCGGCGAGUACCGCCUCGACCUCGCGAAGCCCUACGACGCCAUGGUCGCGCGGGAGCUGCUGGGCAUCGCGACGCUCCGGGACCACGCGUCCUUCGCGGAGCUGCGCUACUACCCGGCGGGCGUCGCGCCGCCGGAGAAGGAGCCCGAGCCCGCGGAGGGCGAGGAGCGGCCCGCGGCGGCGAGCGACGGGCCCAAGAUCGGGCCCGGCGGGCGCGAGAUCAAGCUCCACCGGUCGGCGUCGGUGGACGCGGCGGCGACGCAGCGGGCGGCGACGAUGCUGAGCCCGCCGAACCGCCGCGCGCCGCCGCCGAAGUGGGCGGCCGUGCUCGCGCACGCGAUGCGGGGCCGCGUCGUCCGCGACGACCUCGCGGCCGUCUUCGCCUGGCUCGGCUUCAAGCUCGGCGAGGGCGACCUCCAGUUCGCGCUCGACAAGCUCAACGAGAUCCUGCGCGACGGGCCCGCGCGCGCGGCCGUCACGUCCACGGCGGCCUUCCUCAAGUGCCUCUGGGCGGCCGUGUUCCGCGUCGCGGACACGGACGCGUCGGGCUGCAUCUCGCGCCAGGAGCUCGUGCACCUCGUCGAGGUCAUCCUGCUCACGCCGUGCCCCGAGGACGUCGUCGACCGCGUCAUGCGCGAGUACGACGCGGACGACUCGGGCGUCAUCGAGGAGGAGGAGUUCGGCCUCCUCGCGUCCGCGACGUUCAUCGUGCCCGAGGCGACGCACAAGGCGCCCCUCGUCGACGCGUCGGACCGGGCCUGGCAACCGCCCGACGACGGCACGCUCGACGUCGUCUUCCAGUGCCAGCCGGGCGCCGCGUCCGCGGACGAGACGGGCUCCGACGACGGCGUCGCGGGGCUCCUGCGGCUCCUGCGGGGCGCGGACUCGGAGCAGGAGCGCACGGUCAUCUUCGACGUCGCGACGUCGCAGACGGAGCUCUACCUGACGGGCGAGCAGGCGCGGUCCGUCUUCGACGCCGCGCACUGCGAGCGGAGCGCCGUCGAGAAGGUCGCCAUGCUCCUCCCGCAGGUCGCGUCGGCGGCCGACGCCUGCAGCUUCCUCGAGACGACGCUGAGCGGGAAGCAGCGGGGCCAGCUCCGGGACCGCCUCGGCCCGGCGUUCGGCGCGCUCACGGGCAACCCGACGGGCCACUACUGCCUCGACUUCCGGCGCGCGCUGGACCGCCUCGCCGCGACGAAGCUCGCGGGCCUCGCGAACGCGCACAAGGCCGCGGGCGUCAAGGCGAAGCGCGCGGACACGAGCCAGCACGCGAACUUCUUCAACUUCCGCAACGAGCGGCUCAACGGCGAGCCCCUCAAGCUCACGCCGGGCUGGUUCACGCACCUCGACGGCAAGGACAAGGAGGGCACGCUGCGCUUCGACUUCGUGAGCACGGAGCGGCCCCCGUCGACGGCGGCGCCCAUCUCGCGGCGCCGCUACGUCGGCCUGCUCCAGGCCGCGGGGCUCGAGGCGGAGGACGCGAACAAGGAGUUCAAGCGCGCGACGUUCAAGGCCCAGACCGUCGCGGCGCUCGCCGGCGCCGUCGCGGGGCGCUUCUUCGUCGCGACGCCGCCGGCGGCGCCGGAGCCCGCCGCCGCGCCGGAGCCCGAGCCCGAGCCGGACGCCGACGCGGCGGCCGACGCGCCGGAGCCGCCGCCGCCCCUCGAGCUCGAGGCCGCGACGCCGUCGCGGCCGACGUCCGCGCAGCCCUGGCUCCCGCGGGCCGGCGCGCCCGCAGGCGCCCCCGCGGGCGCGCCGGGCGCCGCGCCCGCGCCCGCGGGCGCCGCGCCCGCGUCCGCGCCCGGCGCGGCGCCCGGCGCGGCCCCGGGCGCGGCGCCCGCGUCCGCGCCCGAGGGCGAGGCGCCGUCCGCGGAGGACGACGAGGCGCGGCGCCGCGCGGAGGAGGACGCCGCCGAGGCCGCGCGCGUGGCGCAGCAGAAGCGGUACGAGGCGGACAAGGCCGAGGCCGCGCGCGCCGCGGCCGAGGCGCUCGAGGAGGAGGAGCAGCGCAAGGCCGAGGAGGAGAAGCGGAAGCCCAAGGACCCCUACGGCGCGCCCAUCCUCGAGAAGGAGGUCGACGCCUGCGCGACGCACUGGCGCGAGACCUACGCGUCGUCGAGGGACUACAUCACGCCGUCGCUCUACAGCGAGGCCUACGAGAUCGCGGCGCGCGCGGGCGGCAAGGUCUCGGACCUCGCCGACGACGGCGCGGACGAGGCCGAGGCCGAGGCGAACCCCGAGGAGAAGAAGGAGGAGAAGAAGGAGAAGGGCAAGAAGAAGGGCAAGAAGAAGGGCAAGAAGGGCGACGACGACGACGGCCCCGCGCCGGGGAGCCGGCCGCAGACGCCCGCCGCGGGCGCGGACCAGAAGGAGAAGAAGGAGAUGGAGCUGAACCCGUCGCCGGAGUACCGCGAGGCCUGGAACCGGCUGCGCCUGCUCCAGGCGAACCUGGGCAAGCGCUUCUUCAGCGUCGACCAGGUCCGGGACCUCGUCGCGCGGUUCCCGCGGAACGCGCAGCAGCUCCGCGUGGAGGUGCUCAUGGCCGUCUUCGGGCGCGUCGUCGACCUCGACAACUUCUACACGGUCGUCGACGAGCUCGACGAGGAGGAGAUCGACGAGCUCGUCUUCCGCCUGGGCUACAUGAACGUCUACAACCCCGUCUUCGCGGACCGCAUGUACAAGCUCUGCCUCAAGGUCCCCGACGAGCGGCAGAUGGCCAUCGUCCUCGUGCGCCUCGCCAUCGUCGAGCCGGGCGAGAACUGGGUCGACGAGAAGUUCCGGCGCAAGGAGUCGCUCCAGUGGUCGCCGGGCUGGCAGCUGCCCGCGGAGUGGGAGGAGGAGGUCGUCCACUACGGCCUCAUGGAGUGCCGCUACUGCUCCACGGGCAAGGGCUGCAAGGCCGACCCGGCGGAGCGGCGCAAGCUCAAGAACAUGUUCCUCUGCGCGGGGGAGCGGUCCCUCGACGAGUAA